Messenger RNA from Cynoglossus semilaevis (tongue sole), 3264 nucleotides. RefSeq names its product solute carrier family 35 member A3a (gene slc35a3a). Gene Ontology annotation, biological process: pyrimidine nucleotide-sugar transmembrane transport. The transcript has 8 exons. Gene Ontology annotation, cellular component: Golgi membrane. NCBI's taxonomy places the organism in Eukaryota, Metazoa, Chordata, Actinopteri, Pleuronectiformes, Cynoglossidae. Gene Ontology annotation, molecular function: pyrimidine nucleotide-sugar transmembrane transporter activity. The coding region runs from base 467 to 1453 and encodes 328 amino acids. The record is from RefSeq and is a predicted model, not a curated record.
GUAUACACGGAAGUGAUUCAGAGCUGUAAGCGUCUCAGGCUGAGCUCCAUCCUGCUGUCGCCUCUGUCGCCUUAAUUUGUGUCUGUUUUUAAUUAGACUUUCUCCUCCUACAGCAAAGUCACUGAAGCCGUAAUGGCGGCGGCGGUUGCUGUUAAAAACUGCGUGAGUCUGCUGAGCUGAUGAGGAGCUGGUACUAACGCACUGUGGGUCACAGUCACACUACAGUCGGUUAGUAAGUGAGGGGUCAAUGGAGACUAAGGGCUAAAGAGCAGCUGUUUUGACAGCUGUGUGUAGUCAUCUGUACCUGGACUGAGACAGAGGCAGAGGGAAUCAGUUAAAACGAACAGAUCUCGACUUUAAACCAUAGAGGUUUGACAUUGACAUUUCUUUGCAUCUGUCAAUCUGCUCUGAAGCAUUCCGUCAAAGAGAAGAAGAAGGAAGUGAAGCUCUUUACCAACUAGUGACCAUGGCCUUUCCCCCUCUGAAGUACCUGUCUCUGGGUGUGCUAGUGUUGCAGACCACUUCACUGGUGCUCACUAUGAGGUAUUCCCGCACACUAAAGACUGAUGGCCCACGGUAUCUGGCGUCAUCAGCAGUGGUAGCAGCUGAGGCCCUGAAGAUCUUAGCCUGUGUGCUGCUCGUCUUCAAGGAACACAACUACAGUAUGCGAGCACUGAACAGCAUCUUGCGUCAGGAAAUUGUCCAGAAACCCAUAGACACACUGAAGCUGGCGAUCCCCUCUGGGAUCUACACCCUGCAGAACAACCUGUUGUACGUCGCCCUGUCCAACCUGGAUGCAGCCACUUACCAGGUGACUUACCAGUUGAAGAUCCUGACCACGGCUCUUUUUUCUGUGUCCAUGCUGGGACGCAGGCUGGGCGUCUACCAGUGGCUGUCUCUGCUCAUUCUCAUGGCUGGAGUGACUCUUGUUCAGUGGCCCUCAGACACCGCUGUAGAACCAGAGAAGGAGGCCGUGUCUGCAGGCUCCCAGUUUGCCGGUUUGAUAGCGGUCCUGGUGGCUUGCUGCUCCAGCGGCUUCGCGGGCGUCUACUUUGAGAAGAUCCUGAAGGAAAGCAAGCAGAGUGUGUGGGUCCGAAACAUUCAGCUUGGGUUGUUUGGUCUGAUAUUCGGUUUCAUUGGAAUGCUGCUGUACGAUGGAGACAGAGUGAAGGAGUAUGGAAUGUUCCAGGGAUAUAACACAGUCACCUGGACUGUCGUUGCACUGCAGGCUCUGGGCGGUCUGGUCAUAGCAGCGGUCAUCAAAUAUGCAGACAACAUCCUCAAGGGCUUCGCUACGUCGCUGUCCAUCAUCCUGUCAACGAUCAUAUCGUACUUGUGGCUGCAGGACUUUGAUCCCACUGGUGUUUUCUUCCUGGGGGCCGUUCUGGUCAUCAGUGCGACGUUCCUGUAUGGCUACGAAGGCAAGCCGUCCCCCAACGUCAGCCGGGCGUAAGACUGUUCUCAGCUGACACUGGAUCAGCAGGAGGAGGACGGGGAGGAGGACGGGGAGGAGGAGGAGGAGGAGGUGUUGCUGAUGUGUGAAAAUGAGGACAAGAACAAAAAGGUAGACAGUAAUUAAAAAUUAAAAAAAAAACGCAGGUGAGGUCUUUAAUCAAGAUUGCAAUAAAGGAGGAGACACUGCUCUGUGUGAUGUCUCUGACACCAAAAGUGCCUCAGUAGAGAAGUGAGAAACACUAUGAAACAGAAAUGAAUGUUUGUCUUCUUUGUCCUGUCAUUGCCACUGUAAGGGUAAAGGCUGUGGAGCUAAAGGACGCUCACCACUGGACUCACCCAGUCUUUUCAUUUUCAGCCUGUUUGACUGCCAAUCACUGUUCACCUUAACAGAGGAGGAGUUCCUACGCCUGCCACACGUCGUAGUAAAACAUUAGUCCGAGUGACGUCAGCCUCCUUAGGUUAGAACUUUCUGAAAGCAGAUUUGAAGCCCAUCGUCUUUGAAAUGUGAAAUCUCGUUGCUGAAUCCAAAGCGAACUGCAGGGAACUGUUAGGGCUGGAUUCUGAGUUCACAGCCUCAGAUCUCAUGUUGUCUAAUGUAUAGCUUCUUUUGCCAUUUCCUUCGGUUAUUUUUAGAUUAUUUUUUUUCUGUUGCCUGGCAACAUGAAGGCACUGGGUAGUCUUUGAUAAAGUUAAGAGAUUACUAUGAGACUGUAAUCUGACUGGGUGAACUACAUGAUACAGGAACGUAUUUGUCAAAUUAGAAAUGUGGGCUUAUUGGGCUCUAAUGUAAAGGAACUAUUUAAGUUAAAAUUCACUGUUUGACCAGUUUCUAAUUCAUGCCAGUAACUUUGAUGUAAAUAUUAGCACAAUUAAAUAAAAAAAAGACUAAAAUUAAUUUUUUUAAAAUAAUUUACUAAUUCAAAACCACUGAUUUUCAAACAUUUUAUUUUUGAGACGGGUGAUGAUGUAAAAAGAAAUAAUUCCAAAUGAAGAUAACAUCUUUGUUGUCAAUCUAAUUCAUGUCUACUGGGAUCUGAACUGCCUGAAUUUACUCACAUUGAUCGGAGGUCGUUAUUCACGUCAGGUAGAUCCUGAUGCUGAGCUAUUUUCUUUGAUGCUACGUUGUUUUGGGGAGGGGAAAAAAAGUUUUAAUUAUUUCCAUGAUUAUUUGAAAAGCUUUUAUUAAAGAAAACAUGAAAUAUUGAUUUAACUUUUGUUUAUUGCUGUUAUUGUCCAUCUGGACCACGAAAUCAAAAUUAUUAGCCAUUCAAAAGUAAUGUUCAAAGUCAUGUAUGUGGCAAGAAGUUGAAAAACGUAUUCUGAUACGUUCAACAAGGAGCUCCUUGUUCAAUAUUCCAAGCUGUUUUGGGGUUUUUUUCUAAAAAAAAAAGCAAAUCAACUGUAGUACUUUGUGAACAGUAAAUAUCUCCAGUUGCCAACAAACCACUUCACACAUAACACUUUUUAAAAUUUCUUUAAUGAAUUUAAAACACUGCAUGCAAAAGCUAGACAGUCUGAGAGAGAGGGCCGUAACACUGGGUCGAUUCAUCAUCUGCUUAAUGUAAUGGUUUGUUUUUCAAUCAGUCAAUUCAUCUUUAGUCGUCAGUGUAGAAAACAGGAGUUUUUCCAUGAACUGUCACGUACCAUUCAGUCUUCUGACACUUGUGCCUUAACAACAAAAACAAAAAGAAAACACUUUAGGCUCUUAUGCAUGUUAUCAUUUGGUGACAGUUUGACUUUGAAUUCAAGUAUAAAUGAAAUGCUUCUGCUUUACACAUUAUAAAAGUCUGUCGUAUGAAUAACAACAUG